Molecule: messenger RNA, 816 nt
Organism: Prunus armeniaca (apricot)
Lineage: Eukaryota; Viridiplantae; Streptophyta; Magnoliopsida; Rosales; Rosaceae
Source: the annotation of a GenBank genome assembly
AUGGAAAACUCAGACUCUGACGAGCAAGAGAAGAAGAGGCCUCAUUUAUACUCACUUUCGCCCACCAUGGCUCGUAGCUCCACCACUUCUCCACCCAAUAACCAUAGCGAUCUUGAAGCCAAAAUUAAGGAACUAAAGGAUAAGCAAGGUUCUUAUGAUGAAAUGCUAAUCACAGUGAAUCAAAUAUGGAAUCAGGUUAUCUUGAAUGUUUGGUUGGGUUUUCUUCCUUUUCAUGGUCUCAAUUGUGUCCACCAGGAUGACAUGUUCAAUUCCAUCAUGUUCUGCGGGGGAGAUGUUUCUUUGUGUCUCCUACAAAGAGAUUCUAUAGAAGCUAAUGGCAAUGAUGAAAUUGCUAAAUAUGUUGAAGAAGCUCUCACUUUGCGUCAUACGUCUACUAGGGAGUUGUUAAAACUCUUGGAACAUACCAUUUAUUCUCAUAGGGAAAAAACAGAGAGCAUGGUCCACACUUUGGAUGGAAAGAUAUCUUCUGAAGAUGCUAUCAUCCAGUUACCUAAGAUUGAUGAUAUGAUGGAGAGGGAGGUUAAAAAUCUGCGGGAAGCGAUUGAUAUUCUUCACGUGAAGCAGAAAGAGUAUGCUGAUGUAAUUCGGACUUACCUUAGCAGCCAGUCAACAGAUCAGUCUGAAAUUAGCCGCAUUACAGGUGAGCUGGAUGACAGCAUGACUGAACUAGAGGAGAGUAGGGGGAAACUAGUGAAUCUGAAAAUGCAAAAGGAAGUCGCAUCUGGGAUGCAUAACCUUACUUCUGGUGCAGUGAAUGGAACCUAUCACCUGAAAAAUCAACAGAAGGGACAAUAA